Alternaria alternata is the source of this 955-nucleotide messenger RNA. RefSeq lists its product as hypothetical. Bases 346 to 879 code for a protein of 177 amino acids. NCBI's taxonomy places the organism in Eukaryota, Fungi, Ascomycota, Dothideomycetes, Pleosporales, Pleosporaceae. The record is from RefSeq and is a predicted model, not a curated record. The transcript is spliced from 2 exons.
CUUCUAGGCUUGUUCCGAUAUUGUCUUACUAUCUUCAAGGAAUCUUCACCUGGUGCCACGACAUUCAUGUCACGUGUGCAGAGGUUUGCUCGCAUGUGCAUCCAUGGAUGAAGGCCACGGUUGAAACACAUCACGUCUACUGCAAUUCCUUAUAGCAAGCGAGUGUGAGUACAUCAAGACUAUUCAUAGCUUGUGAAGACCAUCUAUCACACGCACCUCAUCAUUUUAAUGUACCAAAAUGUCGCCACUGUCUCUUGAAGGAAUCCACGCACGACAUCUGAUUGAACAGCACUUACAAAAGCCCUCAUGCAACCCAGUCUAGCACAACACCCAUACCCAGUAACAAUGCUCAGCUACAUCUACCACCCAGCAGGCCCCGUCGUCAUUCGCACAACUAGCGCCGCCAUUUCGCUCAUCUAUCGCGACCGCGGCUGGCUAAUCACACAAUCCUUUUCCGACGUCCUUCGUGACCACCCAGAAUGGCGGUCUACGCCAGCUCCUCCCACUCCAAAACCUACACACAUUUCUGGAGGGAGCAUCGCGACCCGCAUAGGUUCCGUAAUAUUACCCUUCCUCAGUACUACGAUGGCAACAAUCCCCAGCCAUGCACCGACUGGCGUGGGAAGUUUGGCGCCUAUAAUAGUCGGUAACUAUGGUAGAGGAGAAGUAGAGCGGAAAGAGCAACAAGAGUCAGUUGGUAAUUUUGCGCCAAUACAUUGGAUGACAGCGGUAGAACGAUCCUGGUACCGGGAUCGUGCGUUGCCUGUUCCGAUCAUAGGGUGGCUCAAGUGCGAUGAAGGCGAAGAAACAUUUGAGUAUAGACUUGUUGGUGGGGAGUUGGAUUUCGAGGCACCACCAGGGUACGAUGCGCACGAGUAGAUGUAGACGAUGGAGGCAGACGCCAACCGCUCAAUUGUACAUAUGGCGAGAGAAAGAUGGCGAACAUGUAUAGGAC